AACCCUCCAAUUUUCUCUCUACCGAACAGUCCUCCUCGUUCUUCUCUCCUCCAUUACUCUCUUCCUAAGGCGCCGUCUGAGGCGAGUUGAGCGUAGGAGAUUGUUAUAGCAACAAUGGCAGAUAUGCCACAGCACCCCACUGUUUUCCAGAAGGUAGCUAACCAGCUUCAUCUGAGCUCAAGUCUUUACCAAGAUACCCAAGCUCGCUAUGGGGGUUUACCAAGGCCUACUCAGUACUCUAGGCAUUUUGCUUGUGGAAACUACAGCAAUGCUGGUCUGAAAUAUCCUGUCACACAACAAUGUCAAGCCACCAUGGAUCUGUCAUCAAUUACUGCAAAUGCUUCACCAGUCUUUGUGCAAGCUCCGGCAGAGAAAGGAUUUACAAGUUUUGCAAUUGACUUUCUCAUGGGUGGUGUUUCAGCAGCUGUCUCAAAGACUGCAGCUGCCCCUAUUGAGCGUGUUAAACUCUUGAUUCAAAACCAAGAUGAGAUGAUUAAGGCUGGUAGGCUCUCUGAACCUUACAAGGGUAUUGGUGACUGUUUCAGUCGAACCAUCAAGGAAGAAGGAGUUGGUUCACUGUGGAGAGGAAAUACUGCCAAUGUUAUUCGUUACUUCCCCACUCAGGCCUUGAACUUUGCAUUCAAGGAUUACUUUAAGAGGCUCUUCAACUUCAAGAAGGACCGUGAUGGCUACUGGAAAUGGUUUGCUGGCAACCUUGCUUCAGGUGGUGCUGCUGGUGCUUCAUCAUUACUUUUUGUCUACUCAUUGGACUAUGCUCGAACACGUUUGGCUAAUGAUGCCAAGGCUGCAAAGAAGGGAGGUGAAAGGCAGUUCAAUGGUUUGGUUGAUGUCUACAGGAAGACUCUUGCCUCUGAUGGUAUUGCAGGACUUUACCGUGGAUUCAACAUCUCCUGUGUUGGAAUUAUUGUCUAUCGUGGGCUGUACUUUGGAUUGUAUGACUCUAUUAAGCCAGUUGUCUUGACUGGAAACUUACAGGAUAGUUUCUUUGCUAGCUUUGCCCUUGGUUGGCUCAUUACAAAUGGUGCUGGUCUUGCCUCUUACCCAAUUGACACAGUCCGUAGAAGAAUGAUGAUGACAUCUGGUGAAGCUGUCAAGUAUAAGAGCUCUCUUGAUGCAUUCUCUCAGAUCCUCAAGAAUGAAGGUGCUAAAUCUCUGUUUAAGGGUGCUGGCGCCAACAUCUUGCGUGCCGUUGCUGGUGCUGGUGUGUUGGCUGGGUACGACAAGCUUCAGGUGAUUGUUUUUGGAAAGAAGUAUGGUUCUGGUGGGGCUUAAGGUGCGCAGAGACCCCCUCACAUAUUGCUUUUUAGCAGUCUUAGAUGGUGAUGAAAAACCGAGUUUCAAUUUAAGAAUUCACUCAGGCUAAUGUUUUUGGCUUUGGAAUAAUUUGAUUAUUUAUUGGGGCUUGUACCCAAACAUGACCGCACCCCUCCUUUCAAGGGUGCUUUGUUUUUGCAGACUUGAGAAAGAGAGAGUUCACAUAAUUUUCGAAUUUGAUUUCUAUUUUAUGAUGGUUGAUUUUAGCUCA
Messenger RNA from Ipomoea triloba (trilobed morning glory), 1546 nucleotides. RefSeq names its product ADP,ATP carrier protein, mitochondrial. Gene Ontology annotation, biological process: mitochondrial ATP transmembrane transport; mitochondrial ADP transmembrane transport. Bases 115 to 1293 code for a protein of 392 amino acids. NCBI's taxonomy places the organism in Eukaryota, Viridiplantae, Streptophyta, Magnoliopsida, Solanales, Convolvulaceae. Gene Ontology annotation, cellular component: mitochondrial inner membrane. The transcript has 4 exons. Gene Ontology annotation, molecular function: ATP:ADP antiporter activity. The record is from RefSeq and is a predicted model, not a curated record.